This is a messenger RNA of Anastrepha obliqua, 560 nucleotides long. RefSeq lists its product as uncharacterized. Lineage: Eukaryota; Metazoa; Arthropoda; Insecta; Diptera; Tephritidae. The record is from RefSeq and is a predicted model, not a curated record. The coding region runs from base 92 to 490 and encodes 132 amino acids. The transcript has a single exon.
GACAGUUAUAAAUUGACAAUUUCAAGUUCACGACUUCAAUUUUUCUAAUUAUUAAAAUUUUUUCCGAGUUUUUCGUUUCUGCAAUUUAAAAAUGAAGAGUAUUAUAGCGCCUGAGGUUGAUAUGUUGACCGUGUCAAAGAGUUCCAGAAAUCAACGAAAGUCCAUCUUAAAUUUUGCGCCCAAAAUGGACUUAGUGAACUAUAGCAAGUCGGACAAUAUUGAUAAUUUUUACCUAGAGUGCCAAAAUUUUCGAGACUACUAUCGUGACCCAUACUGUAAGCUCUCAAAACCAGAGGCGUUCAAAGUGCCCUAUGGAAAAUGUGGAAGACAAAUUGAUAGGAAUAGUGUUUUGAGCUUGCCGGUAACCUGGGUUCGAGAGUACCACCCAGUAAUAUAUGCUUUACAAUAUGGCCGUGAGUUACAUCUAGACGAAGGUAUUUCACUGGGUGGCCAAUAUGAUCCAACAUCUUGUAUAAAAUACAAACGUUGACUACAACAAAAUUUUAAUAAAAUUGUUUGCAAAUAAUGUUUUUUAAUAAAAAAACUCUUAUUUGAAAGCA